AUGCUGGGUGCCAACGAACUUUACCCUUACUCAGUCUCCGUCAAGCGUGAAUCUGUGGUAAACUCUGGUGCUCUCACCACCCUCCCCGUGCGGAUCCACCGUCAUAACCAUCUCGCCGACGCCGGGAGCUUUUGUCUGGCAAACUACUGGCGACGGAUUAUGAAAGAUGGCCAAGAGCUCAAGUCCAAUGGAGCUCCAAGCAUCGUUGGUAACUGGGCAAGCUUCAUCUGGCCCGAAAGCGAUCCGAAAAGACUGGGACUUCUUACGUUCUUACUCGAUGCUGGCUGCUUCCACGACGAUGCUUGCGAGGAAAUGCCCAUUGCAACGGCACAUGAAGAACAUCUGGACAUGGCCGACGCAAUGAACAUCGAGGAUGAGAGAGUCCUGAGCAGCAGUUCACGUUUGAUGAAAAUGAAACAACUGAUCUGUAGAGCCAUUUUGGAGUGUAUGGAGAUAGACAGAGAAGGUGCCCUGCGAAUGGUCGAGGCGUAUAGGAAAAAAUGGUUGGGCAUCAUGGAAACAUACAACACGGACGAGAUACAUCAAGCUGAUGAGUACCUCCUAGCACGUGCGAACAAUGGAGGAAUGGGGGCCUAUUAUGCCAUGUUGGAAUUUUCCCUCGGGAUCAUCAUCACGGAUGAAGAGUACGCCCUGAUGGCAGAACAAAUACGGCAUGUGGAGCGCUGCAUGCUUUUGACAAAUGACUAUUGGAGCUGGCGCCGGGAGCGCGAGCAGGCGCGGCACCAAGAUGCCGGAAAGGUGUUUAACAUGGUCUGGUUUUUGAUGAGGAAUGAGCAGCGCGACGAGGAUGAUGCCAUUUCCAAGGUCCGGGACAUGAUUCAUGAGGAGGAAAGAGCAUGGGUGGACAGCAAAGCACGCCUUUACAGCCAGUGGCCGGAUCUUCGACCGGAGGUGAUCAAGUUCUUGGAGAAUUUGCAUACGGCACUGGCAGGAAAUGAUUAUUGGGCCAGCCAGUGCUACCGCCACAACGACUGGCGACACGUCCCAGAGAUUCCUGCCACAGGUGUCCCCGAAGUUUACGAGCUGGCAGCUUUGGGGAAAUCCUUGUCGACAGAUUUUGGCUCGUUCAACAGCGACGAGAAUGAUGGUUCCGAGUUUGGCCAGAGCUCCAAACCGACUACUGCAUCACUUCAAUCUGGCACCGGAAACACGAGCGUAACUCCCAGAUCGGAUUGUUUUACACCUCACCUUACUCCACCUGAUCAACACGCGGACCAGCAAGUACCAGUCACGGAACCGGCAAAGUACAUUGGUCGACUGCCUUCCAAGAACUUGCGCGUGCAGCUGAUAGACAGCUUCAAUCUCUGGCUUGUUGUCCCUCAACCCUGUCUUCUGGUCAUCAAAAAGGUCAUAGACUGCCUUCACCAUUCAUCGCUCAUCCUGGACGAUAUCCAGGACGGUUCCGACAUUAGACGAGGGUCUCCAGCCGUGCACGUUGUGUACGGCAUCGGGCAAGCAAUCAACAGCGCCACCCACCUUUACGUGCAGGCAGUCGAAAGUUUGCACUAUUUAGCCGAGUGUGAGGGCCGGCAUGUGAUGAUGGAAGUGUUUAUACGGCAGCUGAAUCGACUGUUCAUCGGCCAGGGGUGGGACCUAUACUGGUCCCACAACCGGUACUGCCCCACGGAGCAGCAGUACCUCGAGAUGGUGGACCAAAAGACGGGUGCCAUGCUACAGAUGCUGCUGGAGUUGAUGCAGGCGGCAGCGCCACAGCAGCAAGGUCGGACGGGAGAGGAGCUUGCCACCGGCGCUCGCCUUUUGUCCGAGUUCACACAACUCUUUGGCCGUUUUUUCCAAGUCCGUGAUGAUUACAUGAACCUGGCGUCUGAAGAGUAUGGACGGCAAAAGGGCUCCCUGAGUGACUUUGACGAGGCUAAAUUUUCUUACAUGCUGGUGCACAUGUACCAGAGGUUCCCCGAGGCACGAGACAAAGCAGAAGGAAUCUUCAAAAGUAUCAGCCGUGGGAAUUUUUCGUCAGAAGGGAAUGUCCGUGUGGGCAAAAAGCUUGUCUUGUCUCUCCUGGGUGAGACGGGCGUCAUCGCGGCCACCCUCAUGAUGUUACGGGAAUGGCAUGGAGAGUUGUUGGAAAAGUUAGGGAUAACUACGAUGGAUAACAACAAGACUGACAACAACAAUUCCGAUGAAUCCAACGAGGCCACCAAACCCACCGCGGACCAGGCUUCACAGCAAAUAUCGAAUGCACUUACAACCACCAACGUCGAGGUAAACGACGAUGUGUGGUCAAUCUGGUCCGCCAGGGGCAAAAAUGCUAUUGUGUUUGCGGGGUCCUUCGCAUCCAUGUUUUCGCCUCUUUCCAGCAACAUCUACCUCCCAGCCCUGGGGCCGAUUGCGCACGACCUUGACGUCUCGGACGCGCUGGUCAACAUAUCCAUCUCGACAUACAUCAUACUGGAAGGAAUCGCCCCAACCUUUACGGCUCAGCUGUCAGAUACGGGGGGCAGGCGGCCGGUCUACUUGGUUUGCAUGGUCUUCUUCGUGGCAGCCAACGUGGGCCUCGCCAUACAAAGCGACUAUGCGGCACUUUUGGGUCUGCGCUGUCUGCAAAGCGCCGGCAGCUCGGGCGUUCGAGCCUUGUCCAAUGCCGUCGUCGCUGACAUUUCAACCCCUGCCGAGCGAGGCAGUUACGUUUCCUUUCAAGCAGCCGCGCCCAUGUUCGCCACGGCUUUUGGGCCCGUGAUGGGCGGACUGAUGGCUCGCUUUUCCGGCUGGCACUCCAUCUUCUGGCUCCUAGCCGCCCUGGGCGCCGCUGUGCUCGUGCCCAUGGCCGCUUUUUUCCCAGAGACUUGUCGCAAAGUCGUCGGCAACGGCUCCGUCCCGCCACCAAAGUGGAACAAAUGCUGCACCAACAUCUGGUAUGAGCGCCGUGGCAAGCAUCAAUCGCAUCCCGAGCCUCUCAAGCUCGACGUGCGGUUUCCUAAUCCCAUGGGCCCUGUCAAACUUCUUGUGCGGCGAGAGAGUGGCUGGGCUCUGCUGUACAGCUCCAUACUAGCCUGCUCCUUCUACUCAAUCCUGGCCCUCAUCCCGUCCCAGUUCGGUCAAAUUUACAACUUCGAUGCGCUCCAAAUCUCCUGCUGCUAUGUCCCGUUUGGGGUGGGGGCGCUCGUGGCCGCGUUCAGCCGUGGACGCAUGAUUGACGCCAACUUUGAGCGUCAUGCCGCACGCCUAGGUAUCGUGGUGGAAAAGAAUCGCGAGACGGACCUGACCGGGUUCCCGAUCGAGCGUGCCCGGCUAGAGGUCGCCGUACCCACCAUUGUUCUCACCACUGCGUGCAUUGUUGCCUUUGGUUGGAUGCUGCAAGGUCAAGUUCACGUAGCCGGCCCACUGGUCUUGCUUUUCUUUGUAGGGUUCUGCGCUGCAGCCAGCCUCAACUGCAUUGCCGCACUGCUGCUCGACGUAAACCCCACGAGGGCCGGCACCGUGACGGCGUCCAACAACUUGCUGAGGUGUACACUCGGGGCUGGUGUAACGGCCGCAACGGUGCCUAUGAUAAAUGCGGUGGGUAUCGGGUGGACGCUUACCAUCUUUGGCGGUUUGAAUGCUGUGUUCAUGCCGCUUCUGUGGUAUAUCAUGAGGGAAGGUCCAAAGUGGCGAGCAGAAGAGAAAUACGGAUAA
Pyricularia pennisetigena is the source of this 3654-nucleotide messenger RNA. RefSeq lists its product as uncharacterized. The coding region runs from base 1 to 3654 and encodes 1217 amino acids. Gene Ontology annotation, biological process: isoprenoid biosynthetic process; transmembrane transport. The transcript has 5 exons. Gene Ontology annotation, molecular function: transmembrane transporter activity. The record is from RefSeq and is a predicted model, not a curated record. NCBI's taxonomy places the organism in Eukaryota, Fungi, Ascomycota, Sordariomycetes, Magnaporthales, Pyriculariaceae.